Myripristis murdjan (pinecone soldierfish) is the source of this 738-nucleotide messenger RNA. RefSeq names its product Sin3A-associated protein (gene sap18). The record is from RefSeq and is a predicted model, not a curated record. The coding region runs from base 115 to 576 and encodes 153 amino acids. Gene Ontology annotation, biological process: negative regulation of DNA-templated transcription. NCBI's taxonomy places the organism in Eukaryota, Metazoa, Chordata, Actinopteri, Holocentriformes, Holocentridae. Gene Ontology annotation, cellular component: nucleus. The transcript is spliced from 4 exons. Gene Ontology annotation, molecular function: transcription corepressor activity; transcription factor binding.
GUUAACCUUUGUGUCCGGAAACGGAAGCGGGCCCGCUCGGCUUUCGCUGCAACAGAACGAGUCAGUUAGCAGAACACAUUUAUAUAUCUGAUACAUUUAUAUGUCUAUAUAACCAUGGCUCUGGAAUCAAGAAUCACACAGGAGGAAAUCAAGAAAGAACCAGAGAAGCCAAUUGACAGAGAAAAGACUUGCCCCCUACUGCUGCGGGUCUUCACCACCAACAGCGGCCGACACCACAGAGUGGAUGAGUUUGCCAGGGGAAACGUCCCUUCUAGUGAACUUCAGAUAUACACAUGGAUGGAUGCAACUCUGAAGGAGCUGACCAGUUUGGUGAAGGAGGUAUAUCCAGAGGCCAGGAAAAAGGGGACACAUUUCAGCUUUGCCAUAGUUUACCCUGACCCCAAGAGGCAGGUCUACAGAGUGAAAGACAUCGGCAGUACCGUAUCUGGCAGGAAGGGGGCAGACGACUCCAUGACACUUCAGUCUCAGCGCUUCCAGAUUGGAGAUUAUCUGGACAUCGCCAUCACACCACCUAACAGAGCCCCGCCCCUCAGCACACGCAUGAGACCCUUCUGAACACACACACACACUCACACUCACAAAUACAUACAACACAUCCCAAUCUGUGUGACUUUUUUUUUUUAAACACAUUUUUUUUCUGAUGCUACAUUUGACUUCCUUGCCUCGUUUUAUAAAAUGUGACGUGUAAUAAAGUUGUUUUUUGUUUUUUUCCAAUCA